Messenger RNA from Marchantia polymorpha subsp. ruderalis, 1666 nucleotides. The record is from the annotation of a GenBank genome assembly. NCBI's taxonomy places the organism in Eukaryota, Viridiplantae, Streptophyta, Marchantiopsida, Marchantiales, Marchantiaceae.
AGAUAUCUCGCCUCCGAGUCGUCGUCGUCGUCGCCCGAGAGGAAGCCGUGGCGAUGCCCUGCCUCGCCUCGUUCGCUCGCUCGCUCGCUCGCUCGAUCGGAAGGCGAAUGAGACGCAGCGACAGGCCGAUCGUGCCAGGGAUCGCGGGGCAUCGUUCGGGGGCCUCUGUGGCGCAAUUCGCUCUUCUGGCCGAGUCCGUCUGAUCGCCUGCUAGAGCUCGUCCGGAGAGCUAGAGAAGGCGCGAAGGUCGAGGAGAGGUCGUGGUCGUGGUGGUCGUCGUCGUCGACAGGAGGGCGAAGGGGCGAUGGGCUCUGUGCGCUUCUCGGUGCCCGCAGCUCUCGACAUCAGCGGCAAAUCGCAGUUGUUCGGAGGAAAGAAUGUCGCCGCUCUGGAAUGUGGACCGCGAAACCUCGUCCAUAGGCCUGCAUUCCUCGUGAGGAGCUCGUGGGCGCCUUGUGAUGCCUCCGGAUCAGCGUUGCGGAGUGUGCGUGAGGAGUCGAGAAUCAGGAAUUGUUCGAUUUUCCGUCGGUCUCGGGCGAGCGAGCCCGUUCGAGCCAUCAAUUCCGCGCAGUACCGGUUGGAGAAACAGUGGAAGAAGCAGGAGCAGGGCGAGAGCGAGAGCGAGGACGAGGACGAAGAGGACACUGAACUCUGCCCCGUGGAAUGCGUACGUGAAUUCAGCUCGCAGGAAGAAUUUGACGAGCUUCUGGGACAGGCCAAGGAACAAGGGAGUCUAGUCGUCGUGGACUUUUUCAGGCCGUCUUGCGGAAGUUGCAAGUACAUCGAAAAAGGGUUCGCCAAGUUGUGUAAGGGCGCCGGAAACAGCGACGCUCAUGUCAUGUUCUUGAAGCACAAUGUCGUCGACGAAUACGAUGAGCAGUCGGACGUCGCGGACAGAUUGAGGAUCAAGGUAGUUCCGUUGUUCCAUUUCUACAAAGAUGGAGUGCUCGUCGAGUCCUUCCCCACGAGGGAGAAGGGCAAAAUUUUGGAUGCCAUCUGUAAGCACACGGAGCUCACGUUAGAGGACCUGGACCAGAGCGGUGCGUGACUGCAUAGCUCGCCACUUGAACACGAGAGAAGACUGAGAGAAACGGCUUGAUGUUUGCCCGGGUCCUUGGGCUACAUUGGCGCAUAUCUGUCGAGCCAUGAACCUGAGAGCGAUUGAACCCCAUCAAAGAGCGCUUGGAACUGAGGAAAGGAGGAAGAAUUGGGACAAAGUGCAGAAUAGUUUAUAUCCAGCCAGCGUUUCAGCGAUUUGUACUACUAUAAAUAAAAGCACUUCAAAUUAUAUAGACUGUAUUUAUGCUCUCUCAGACUGCCCUGCCGGGCAUCGAAGAUAGAUGAGGGCUUUUAGUUUCUGUACAAAUAUUGUCAGCAUUGAUGGUAUGGGAUGCAAAAAGAGUGCUCUCCAACCCUCAGCGUGCCUGAGUUUAAUCUUACAGUUUCCAUGAUAGAAGUCUGUCCACUAUGUCGAUUGAUUCUCCAACUCAAUUGCUAAGUUUGCAACUUGUUUUUCUCUUUCAGCGAAUAUGUUUGUUUAUUUGCCAGAAUGCGAUUUGGACCUUAGAAAGAUGGGAAAUCAACCGAAUUGUGGGCCCCAAUGAGAUCAGUCUUUGCAAAUUGUUUAAUCGGGCUUUGUUACGAAUAUGUGACGUAUUGUCAUGUG